UAAGUCACGAACACUUGGGAUUUGAACAGCGAAGGGAGCACAUAAAGAGCACGACAAGAUAUUUUUCGUAAAGCGUAGGGAAAAGGCGUGCCAAAUUAUCUUAAGCAUUACCAUCGCGGACUUAGAGGACGACCGCCUCAGCAAAUAUGAUAAUUGACAGGGUCAUCCCCGAUGAAUUUGCGGGUGUCUCGGACCGGGACGCCGAAGUAAUGACGAGCCCCCUGAAUUUCUGCGCUUUCUACGGGAGCUCCCCACCGAGGAACGAGCCCGUGUCCUUCAGCGGGGACCGUUCCCCCUGGUCCCCAAGCUCCGAUUCCGACUCAGGGAAAAGCUGGAAAAGCGCGUCUAGCCCGAGCCAAACCAGCAACAAUCUUAACAGUAUGAACGGCGACACAUACACGGGGAGUGCGAGACAGCAGCGGUACCAGGGCGUGCGUGUGAAGAAUCCAGUCAAGGAGCUCAUCAUGCAGAAACGCAAUGGCCAGCUGUCUUUGCACCCCAACCACGACAACAAACAGGUACCAGCGCACAUUGAAGCAACUGAUCAUUGUCCAGCGCUGACUGCCGUGCUACUGGGGGGAAAGAGGCCCUCUGACUACGCCCUACCUGACCCUCCCUGCGCCAAGAGACCCGCCCCUCUCUUCAACAACAACUUCCUGACCUCUCAUUCCCACGGCAGCGGAGACGGUGCUGUGGUUGCACACAGCUCUGACCCCGACUUGGACAUUGCUGACAUCAUACUGCAGAUGAGAGAUUAUGCCCCCAUUUCCAUAACAACAGUGCAGGUGCAGGAAACCCCCUCCCAGGCCGUACCCCCCUGCUCCACUCCACCCUCCCAGCCAGUCCCUCUCCAGGUCCAAGAGGUCCCCCUGUACCCCGACUUCCUCCCUGAGAUCAUGAGCUGCAGCCCAGUUCAGCCCUUCACCCCCGAGCCCAGCCCUCCACCUGCCCCUGCACCCCUCCUGCCCCCCUCCCUGCCUCCUCCCUCUGGGGGCAUGUCCUUCUUCCAGUGGCAGGUGGACCAGGAGGAGGGGAAGCUGUCAGGACUGACCCCAGAUCAGCUUGCGGCGGGGGAUGAAGACGGAGACACGUUCCUGCAUGUCGCCGUGGCGCAGGGGAGGCGGGCUCUGUCCUACGUGCUCGCCAGGAAGAUGGCGCAAAUGGGCCUGCUGGACGUGAAGGAGCGCAACGGGCAGACCGCCCUUCAGGUGAGCAUGGCGGCCAAUCAGCACCUGAUUGUGCAGGACCUGCUGACCCUGGGGGCGCAGAUCAACACGUCUGACUGCUGGGGCCGCUCCCCGCUGCAUGUGUGUGCUGAGAAGGGCCACGCCCUGACUCUGCAGGCCGUCCACAGAACCCUUCAGAGUACUGGACAGCAGAUUAAUAUGGAGGCGGUCAACUAUGAUGGCCUUACAGCUCUUCACACUGCAGUGCUGUCCCACAAUGCUGUGGUGCAUGAGCUCGGUGGUAUGGCUGCGCCCCACUCCCCCCAGACACAGGCCCUGCUGCAGAGGAGGAAGCUGCUUGGCGAGUGUAUCAGCACGCUCCUGCUGAUGGGCGCCUCCCACAGGGCCAAGGACCACAAAAGCGGUCGCACCCCACUGCACAUGGCCGCGGAGGAAGCUAACGUGGAGCUGCUCCGUCUCUUCCUGGACCAGCCCGACUCGCUGUCCAUCGUUAACGCCAAGGCGUACAACGGAAACACAGCGCUCCACGUUGUCAGCGCCCUGCAGGGGAGGGUUGCCCAGGUCGACGCAGUCAAGCUCCUCAUGAGGCGGGGCGCCGACCCCAGCACCAAGAACCUGGAGAAUGAGCAGCCCACCCAGCUGGUGCCAGAGGGACCCAUGGGGGACCAGGUGAGUCCGGGCCUGCCCGAGCCACACCCCAGUACCACAUCCUCCUACACAUGGUAGACAGUCAAAGAGCCAACGAUAGCAGAGAGAACAGGGAUAGGAUGCCUGACUCUUGGAUUGUGACUGUCUACAUAAUUCUGUGUCUGUGAGUCUGUGUGCCUCACUCUCUGUACCUCUGUGACUCUGUGUCAGUUACUUUCUCUAAAUGUCACCGUUAUUCUCAGUAACACCCUGUGACGAUUCUGUGAUUCUCUCUUACUCUGUCUCUCUGACUUUCUGUGUCUGUCUCUGUAACUCUGUGACUCACUCAGCGUCUGUGACUCUGUGACUGACUCCGCGUCUCUCCAACCGCAGGUCCGGCGCAUACUGAAGGGGAGAGGAGUGCAGGCCAGGUCCUGCUUGCCGUGAGACCCAGUCCACAUGGGUUCAGAACCACUGUCAGUUAGGCAGUCCAGUCUGUUGUAAAUACUCAUUUGCCGGUAUGAGGCAGAUGUCAGUUGUUUCCAUGAAACAAGUUUACCAUGUUCACUACAGUGUAGUGGCUCUUAAAAGCAGAGGGAGAGACAGGUGAUGCAGGUGUGGGCAGCUGCGUGGAGGAGUCCUCUGAAAGCACCAUUACUGUUGCUGAGAGUCUGAUUGAUCCUCUUUUUUGACUGGAAAAUGCACCAAUGAAACAGUCAGUCUGGUCAAUCAGUGCCCAGCCACGAUCACAGUGGUAGUCACUGUGACACUUGCAUCACAGUUAGAGCAGAUUUGAAACUCAAGCCACAGUCAGUGGCGAAUGUACAGUGUGUACAGUAUGAAUGUCUGUAUGAUAGAAGUAGAUUAGCAGAGAGGUGUAUGUGUCCUGGAAGUGCAUGUGAGCUGGAAAUAGAGGGAGAAACUUUGCCUUUAAUACAAUCAUUUCUCUAAACCACUUACCAUUUGUUGUAAUUGAUCAUAAUGUUUUAAUGAUCAUGGACUCCAGUUUGUGCAUUACAAGUUGUGCAGCAUAUCCACAGAUGGUAUGUGGACAAAUUUAGUUAAAUGUGCUAUAUUGUAAUGAUUCAGUAGAUUUUUUAAAUUGUCUCCGUUAUUUAAAAGCUCUAAAAUGAUGUGAUAAAAAAGGAAAGCUUCCUCACUUGAUUUGCAACGGUGUGAAAUAUUAUUCACACUCAAAGCCAUUGGCAGAGAAGGGUGUUUCUCAUAACUGGACCUCAUGAGGUCACACUUAAGAGAAAGGGAACUACCUGCCAGUGGACAUGGAUUAUUCAUCUGACUAGUAUGUUUGUAUGUCCAGCAUACAAACCUCAACACUUUUCAAGCAAUCCAUCAAAGGCAUUUUAAACAAUAAUAUGUAAUAUUGUGGUGAUAUUUUUAUCUCCUCUAUUUCACACUCACAAGCAGGUCACAGGGUCUGUAUAAUAUUUGUAGAUUGUUUGAUAAAUCACUGUAUAAUAUGUGUAGCUCAGUCAAUAUAUGAGUUGAUUAGUUGAUAAGUUUCUGUAUAGCACAUAGAUUAGCAUAUGUGGCGGUUUACUUUUCGCACACGUUUGGACUGCUGUCCUAGCACAGCUACGGAAGAGAAAGCUGAAAACAAAGACUGUAGUGUCAUUGUUGUUGUCAGCCUUAUCAAACAGAACUUUACCCAGAGGUAAGAUUUAACAGCCAAUCGCAACGAGGGAGGGCUGUAACCCUAGAGCAGCCUGCUGUUUGCUAGGAGCUAACAGGGACGUAGGUGGAGCUCAGGUUGUUGAAUAACUUCAGGUGAGAUCAGUUUUGGAGACAGUGGUGGAAGGAGUGUAACAGCCAGGUGUGGCUCUAGGUAUGUGUGUUUUUUUCCUAAAUACAAGGAAGUAGUUGUUGUUUUGCUUGCUUUAUGAAGCCUGUUGGUGAUGACUAAAGAAUCUUUGUUAGGAAUGAAUGCCAUUCAUUAUUUUUUCAUAUAUAUGUAAUAUCAAGGAAGUUUAAAGAAGAAAUGAAAAUGUCUCUUUGUGCAGAGCAAUGUAAUUUUUAAGAUUUUAUAAGUUUGAGUAUCAUUGAUAAAACUACCAGUAAUUAAGACUCCUUAAUUGCCAAUUAGUUAGCUAGCUGCGUUUCAUGUAAAAUAUUCUCUGAGGAUGGGUUUUAAUAUGAUUUUAC
Megalops cyprinoides (Indo-Pacific tarpon) is the source of this 3974-nucleotide messenger RNA. Its product is annotated as NF-kappa-B inhibitor zeta-like. Gene Ontology annotation, cellular component: nucleus. The transcript is spliced from 11 exons. Lineage: Eukaryota; Metazoa; Chordata; Actinopteri; Elopiformes; Megalopidae. The coding region runs from base 147 to 1913 and encodes 588 amino acids. Gene Ontology annotation, molecular function: DNA binding; POU domain binding. The record is from RefSeq and is a predicted model, not a curated record. Gene Ontology annotation, biological process: regulation of gene expression.